Molecule: messenger RNA, 3486 nt
Organism: Leishmania mexicana MHOM/GT/2001/U1103
Lineage: Eukaryota; Euglenozoa; Kinetoplastea; Trypanosomatida; Trypanosomatidae
Product: putative 5'-3' exonuclease
Exons: 1
Coding region: 1-3486 (1161 amino acids)
Biological process (GO): nuclear-transcribed mRNA catabolic process
Cellular component (GO): nucleus
Molecular function (GO): 5'-3' RNA exonuclease activity; RNA binding
Source: RefSeq, a predicted model, not a curated record
AUGGGCGUCCCCAAGUUCGCGGCAUGGCUGACGAGGAAGUACCCAUCCAUGGUUAUGGACAGCUGCCCUGGCGAUGUGCACGGCCUCUACAUUGAUCUUAACGGGCUCAUUCAUCCCUGCUGCCACGACGAGCACGACCCGUCUGUCGCCCUACGUACACAGGAGGAGAAGUUGCGCAGCAUCUGCCUCGCCAUCGAAACACUUGUCGUGACGGUGCGUCCGCAGCGUGUCAUCUACAUCGCCAUCGACGGCGUCGUGCCGCGUGCAAAAUUGAAUCAGCAGCGCGCGCGGCGGUACAUGAGCUCCGCCGUGCCGCUCACGGACACGGACAAGCCGACUCGCGGCGGUAGCCACAAGAUGAGCGCGACCAUCGUCGCGGCGAUUGAGAAGGAGUUCACGCAAGCGGAGUGCGACGGGGUGGAGCGUGAGUUGGCGGAUGUGAGCCAGGCACUUAUGGGAGAUGUGCUCUAUGGCGGUUGCGCCGCGAUGGCGCUGGCGGAGGACACGACCGAGAAGGCGGAGGUUCAUACGCUGGCCGCGGCGCCGUGGGUCACUGUGCCGACCUUGGCAAGUCAGGGUGAGAAAGGCGCGUGCUGCGCCGCCGCCGCCCAAAUCGGCAGGCAGCCGGCAGCGGCAGCAUCUCCAGCCAAGUUCGAUAGCAACUGCAUCUCCCCUGGUACCGCCUUCAUGGAUGCCGUGGCAACUGCCGUGCGGGACUACAUCCGUCGCAAGUUGGCGCCGAAGGAGAGCGACGGCGGCGGCGAGGCGGUGGCUGAGGCCGGCGCGUCUCCAGCCGCCACCUGCGCACACUGGGCUGGCCUCACCGUCGUCUUCUCGGACUCGAACACUGCCGGCGAGGGCGAGCACAAAAUCUUCGACUUUCUGCGCACCCAGUCGGCCUUCCCCGGCUUUAACGGCAGCGGCUGUCACGUCAUCGCUGGGCUGGAUGCCGACCUCAUCUUCCUCUCACUCUCUCUGCACAUCCCGCGUGUGGUCAUCCUGCGUGACCACAAACGGUCCAGCUACGAGCAGGCGUUGCUGCCCGACACCGCCGGUGGCACGCUCAUCACCAAGAGGGUGCCCCCAAAGGCGAAACCACGGCCAGUUCGAAGGCCGGGCGUGUUCAGCUCGUCGAUGUCGUCGAUCGACUCGGCUGCCGCUCCGACGGCUGCGGCGGAGGACGAGGUGGCGCUCGCCAGCGGCACCGCUUCCAUGGCUGCACCAAGUGACGGGACGGACGAAGGCGGGCCUUUCUGGGGCUCUGAGGCGCACUCGAGUCCCGCAUCGCCGGCGACCGUGGCCCCAGCGACGGCACCGCCGCAGCACAUUGCUGACAUGGUGGUUGAGCCGAGCAAGGGCUACGAGUACUUCGACGUAGACGUUGUCGGGGCGUCUGUGGUGUCUGAGGUGUAUCAACUAUGCCUGGAAAAUGGCAUGCAGCUCCGCGGCGACCCGCUUGAGUGCGCGGCCAACUGCGUCUCGGCGAACGGGUUCUGCUUUUACCGCUACAAGGGCACCAGCAGCCGUGAGGUCGACGGUGGCGCUGACUUCGACGGCGAUGGCAGUGGUGAUGCGAAGGCGGUAAGUUCAGCGGCGACAAAGGGCGGUGGAAGGCGCAGAGGGAAGCUUGACGGGAAGCCCAAGGCCCCUCCGCCGCCGUUUCACCCGUGCACCUCGACUAGCAAUUCGAAGAUCAUCGACGACUUCAUUGUGCUCGGCGUACUGCUCGGCAACGACUUCCUACCGCAUCUGCCGAGUGUCUAUUGUGGGGAGAGUGCCAUGGACACGCUGAUGGAUGUCUAUGUCCGUGCAGUGCUGCCGUACGGAUACCUGACCGGCGGCGAGUACGAGAUUCAGCUGCUCCAACUGGAGCGGCUGUUUCGCGCGUACGCGGCGGUCGAAGCGGCGCGCUUUCGCCAGUUCGUCAUCCAGUCGGGGGCAAUGACGCCACAUGACGCUGCAACGCCGGAACUGUGCUCGGCUGCGGAUCGCCGCUGCUGGCGCGACGUGUACGUGCGCACUACAUCGCUGCGCGAUGAGGCGGGGGCGCAGGCAGCGUGCAGGUCGUAUGUGGAGGGAAUGCGGUUUGUGUGGCGCUACUACAGCUCCAUAUCCCUGCAGGUGAGCUGGGCGUGGUACUACCCGUUCCACCACGCCCCGCUGGCCCUCGAUAUCGCUGAUUUUCUGCGUGCGCAAGGGCCGCAAGUGCAGACCACGCUGGCGGCACCCAAGCUGGAGUGGCAACCACCGUCACCGUUCUGCCAGCUACUCUGCAUUCUGCCCUCACCAAGCUGCCAGCUCGUACCCGACGCUCUGCGUGCAACGAUGGCGUCUCCUCCGGCCGAGCUCGCGGACACGUUUCCGCGCCGCUGGGUGGUCGACAGAACCGGCGCCUACGGCAAGGAUCAUUUGGCGACGGCGCUCUUGCCCUUCGCAAACGUGCCGCGGCUGCAGGAGUUGGUGGCCGCUGCCAGUGGGACGUACACGGAAGCGGAGCAGCAGCGGAACGCGCUGCGUUCGGGGCACCUCGUCUUCGAGGGGCAGCCUGCACCCCCCGCCAAGGACUCAACAGACGCAUCCGCUGACGCUACGCCCACAGCCGCAACGGCCGGCAACUUUACCGACCCCACGGCGAGCGAGAGGGCUGAGCGUGCACCUUUUCCGAAGCCGCGGCGGGCCUCUCCCGCUCGAAAAGUACCGCCCGUCGCAGGGAGUGCCGCAGCGAUGAUGCGCGGCUACCGCAUCCAGGGCAGCGGCCUGUCCGUGCUUUCCGCAGGGGAGAAGCCGGCCGACAUGAGGGACUACACCGCCAUCGUCUGCUCCUCUCUUGUCGAAGUUGUGCCGCCUCUGUCGCGACCGCGCACCUACUCGUACACCGUGCCCAUCCCGAGUCUGACGGUGCUCCCGGACGGCAGCCGUCUUGCAGCGGAGCGGCCCCCGCAGCACCGUAGAGGCGGGCGCCGGCCGCGCCACGGCAGCGGCGCUGGUCCGCCAGACAGGAGUGCAUGCGCCUACGCGGCUUCGAACAACGCCGCCGACGCCCAGGCCGUCACGCCCGCCAUGCUGUUUGGCGAGUUUGCCUUGUGCCUCGUGGCGAUGGGUAUACUGACGGCGGAGGUGACCCUCUGGCGGUCCUUGUCCGUGCCAUCUUUGCUACGCAGCUGGCCGAUCCUUCUGCAGCUGUGCGGCAUCGGCGCCGCUUUGGUCUGGCUUGCCUUUGCGCUGGGCCUCGCCGUCGCGCCGAAGGGCCGCAGCGCAGGAAGCGGGCUGCACCGCCACAGCAUCUUCACGGGCUUCGCGGACUGGCAGUGCUCCGCUUGUCUCUCCCUGAACUUCUCACGCAACCGACGCUGCUUCAUCUGCCGUGCACCAUACGACCCGCACCGGUGCGUGGUGCUCUUCAGCAGCCGCUAUCCACCAGAGCCGCCCCUGAUGGACCCAGACCACUCCGCCUACGCGGCGUACUACAGCAUCACUGCGGUUUAG